CUAAACAACCACGUCAGUUUCCUGCCCUCAUCGGUUACCUUUGUCCCCAACGCAUGUAUCCGCGUUUGCGUUGCGUCUGUGCCUGACGGGGUAAAUCGUGAAACCCCGGGCAAAGCGCAUAAAAAACGGAAAGCCGUUCUCAUCUUGCCCUCCUUUUUAGCUUUUAGCUUGCGCCUUGCGUUCGCGGAAAAGGCUCAUCUUUUCAGGUGGAAGGAGCGAUUCGUCUGUGCCUGCGCCUCGCCGGGCUCGUGCCGCUGUACCCUCCUUCUCCAGGAGACCUGUACGGUGAAGGGGCGUUCCCGCGCCAAACGGGAAGCAAAGCUCGCUCGCGCCCUUUUUUUCGGAUCAUAUAACGCCGGCGCCUAGCUCAAACACCACAGCUCGCUGCCUAGAUCUACGCGGCAGCGGCGGCGGCAGAGGAGAGGGACCCGGAGCUGCGCCAUGGGUCCUACCGCCGGCUCCGGCGAGGACAAGGCUAUGUCAGAGCUCCGGAAAAAACAUCGUGUGGACCUAGAGAGACUAACAAUUACAUCGCGACCAUUCAAGACAUUGUCAUUCUUUGUGUUAGCCAUUGCUCAGAAUUUGGAAAGAACAUGUUCAUCUGUUCUGAAAAAAGGUUACCAGUUAAAAACCGCAAUGCUUUUGGUUGUUGCUACUUGGCUUCUGCUCAUGUUCACUGAUGGCCUGAAUGAAAAGCAUCUGCAGGAGCUAUUUUGGUAUGUCAGGUUUGGAUUGUGGUGGAUUAUACUAGGGGUUGCUUCAUCCAUUGGAUUAGGUUCUGGUUUGCACACUUUCAUAAUGUAUUUGGCUCCCCAUGUUGCCCUGUUCACUAUCAAAGCGGUUCAGUGUGGUAGGGUUGAUUUGAAAAGUGCUCCUUAUGACACUAUUCUCCUUGAAAGGAGACCAUCCUGGUUAGAGAAAGACUGUCUGCAAUUUGGACCCCCAAUUUAUCAUGAAACAAUUCCAUUCAGCAAAAUACUGCAAGAAGUUUAUCUUGAAGCUAUUCUUUGGGGCAUUGGAACUGCACUUGGAGAGCUUCCUCCAUAUUUUCUCUCAAGAACAGCUAGCAUGUCAGGCCGCAUAAUUGAUGAAUUAGAAGAUUUGGAUGCUUCCAUUUCAGAAGGCUUUCUAUCAUCAGCUUUACGUCAGGCCAAACGAUGGCUCAUGUCUCAUUCACAGUAUUUAAGCUUCACUCUAAUAUUGCUACUUGCUUCGGUGCCAAACCCUCUAUUUGAUCUUGCCGGUAUCUUGUGUGGACAAUUUAACAUCCCUUUCUGGAAGUUUUUUCUAGCAACUUUGAUUGGAAAGGCUAUUGUUAAAGUUUGUAUCCAGACUACAUUGGUGAUUACUCUCUGCAAUAACCAACUUCUUGAUUUGGUGGAGAAAAGGCUUAUAUGGGCAUUUAGCAAUGUUCCUGGAGUGGCAUCUGUCCUUCCAUCUUUUGUUUCCAAACUGAAGAUGGACAAAAAUAAGUUUUUAUCAGCCCAUGUUGCUGCAUCAGCUUCUACUUCUGUUAAGGGAAAGAAGUGGAAUCUGUCAUUCUCUUUGGUCUGGAAUACCCUGGUGUGGCUCAUGGUUGCAAACUUCAUUAUCCAGAUAGUUACUUCUACAGCACAGGGUUAUCUCAGGACACAACAGGAGCGAGAGAUCAGUAAAAAGUUGGAAACCGAGCUUUCUGCCUCUUAACGUUCUUCUGCGCACCAAAAUGAUUCGCCCUGGGAAAGUCCAAUACAUUGUACAUAACCAUGCAUCAACCAUCAGCUCAAGACUAAAGGCUCUCCUGCAGUAUUGUGGUGCACUGACUAUUGGUCUAUUUCUUUCGAAAGAGAGAGAGAGGAAAGCUAUUAGCUAGUGCUAGAAAUAUAAUGGUGCCCCACUUACAAUUGUAAGUUUGUGGCCUUGUACAUAGCAACAAAUAUUAUUAGGGGACAAAAAUAUCUAAUGAUACAAGUUAAUACCUGAUUUUGUCUCCGCA
Messenger RNA from Zea mays, 1975 nucleotides. RefSeq names its product Vacuole membrane protein KMS1. The record is from RefSeq and is a predicted model, not a curated record. The coding region runs from base 442 to 1686 and encodes 414 amino acids. The transcript has 9 exons. Lineage: Eukaryota; Viridiplantae; Streptophyta; Magnoliopsida; Poales; Poaceae.